AUGGCUAGUGGGGAGAAACAGGCUUCUCCUCCUCUGCCAACAGGUGAUGACGGGGGAGGGGGAAGUGAUGCUGGCGGAGGGAAAGAAAGAGCCACCACUGAAGCUGGGAGCCAGCUGCAGCCGUUGGAUCCAGGAAUUCCUAUCCGGGGUAUCAGGAUGAAAUUUGCCGUUCUGACAGGACUGGUGGAAGUUGGUGAGGUGUCCAACAGGGAUAUUGUGGAAACCGUAUUUAAUCUGCUUGUAGGUGGUCACUUUGAUCUGGAAAUGAAUUUUAUUAUACAAGAAGGAGAGAGCAUUACUUGCAUGGUGGACUUGUUGGAUAAGUGUGAUGUCACUUGCCAGGCUGAAAUAUGGAGCAUGUUUACAGCAAUCCUGAAGAAAAGUAUACGAAAUCUCCAGAUUUGCACAGAAGUGGGUCUUGUUGAGCACGUGCUCCAAAGGAUUGAUAAGGCUGACAAUAUGAUUGCAGAUCUGCUAGUCGAUAUGCUGGGAGUAUUAGCAAGCUACAAUGUGACAGUUCGGGAAUUAAAGCUAUACUUCAGCAAACUUCAAGGCGACAAAGGAAACUGGCCACCACAUGCUGGAAAGCUGUUGUCCGUAUUAAAGCAUAUGCCUCAGAAGUAUGGACCUGAUGCCUUCUUCAACUUCCCAGGAAAAAGUGCUGCAGCAAUUGCCUUACCUCCUAUAGCAAAGUGGCCAUACCAAAACGGUUUUACCUUUCAUACUUGGUUAAGAAUGGACCCUGUAAAUAAUAUCAACGUAGACAAGGAUAAGCCUUACUUAUAUUGUUUUCGAACAAGCAAAGGACUUGGUUAUUCGGCUCAUUUUGUUGGAGGCUGUCUGGUUGUGACCUCAAUUAAAUCGAAAGGAAAAGGUUUCCAGCACUGUGUGAAAUUUGAUUUUAAGCCACAAAAGUGGUACAUGGUUACUAUAGUACAUAUCUAUAAUCGUUGGAAGAACAGUGAACUUCGAUGUUAUGUGAAUGGAGAAUUGGCAUCUUAUGGCGAGAUAACAUGGUUUGUUAAUACAAGUGAUACUUUUGACAAAUGUUUCCUGGGCUCUUCAGAAACCGCAGAUGCCAAUCGAGUAUUUUGUGGACAGAUGACAGCUGUCUAUCUUUUCAGUGAAGCUCUCAAUGCUGCCCAGAUAUUUGCAAUAUAUCAGUUGGGCUUGGGAUACAAGGGAACCUUUAAAUUCAAGGGAGAAAGUGACCUCUUCCUUGCUGACCAUCACAAACUGUUACUGUAUGAUGGAAAACUUUCUAAUGCUAUUGCCUUUACAUACAAUCCAAGGGCUACUGAUGCACAGCUUUGCCUAGAAUCAUCACCCAAGGAUAACCCUUCUAUCUUUGUACAUUCACCACAUGCCCUCAUGCUGCAGGAUGUGAAAGCAGUCAUCACCCAUUCUAUCCAAAGUGCAAUGCAUUCAAUUGGAGGAGUGCAGGUUCUUUUUCCUCUGUUUGCACAGCUAGACUACAGGCAAUACUCAACAGACCAGCCAGACACAACUGUGUGUUCCAUUCUCUUGGCUUUCAUUAUGGAAUUGCUGAAGAAUUCAGUCGCUAUGCAAGAACAAAUGCUUUCUUGUAAGGGCUUCCUUGUGAUAGGAUACAGCCUUGAAAAGUCUUCCAAAGCACACAUUAGCAGAGCUGUUCUAGAACUUUGCCUUGCCUUUGCUAAGUAUCUGAGCAAUUUGCACAAUGGUGUGCCCUUGCUGAAACAACUGUGUGACCAUAUCCUACUUAACCCAGCAAUAUGGAUUCAUACUCCAGCCAAGGUCCAACUCAUUCUGUACACUUACCUGUCUACUGAGUUCAUUGGUACAGCUAACAUAUACAAUGCAAUACGACGAGUUGGGACAGUUCUACUGGCAAUGCACACUUUGAAGUAUUACUAUUGGGUCGUGAAUCCUCAAGAUCGCAGUGGAAUUGUUCCCAAAGGUUUAGAUGGACCUCGACCUAAUCAGAAAGAAAUUCUUUCUCUGAGAGCCUUUGUAUUGAUGUUCGUCAAGCAAUUGGUGAUGAAGGAUCAUGGAGUGAAAGAAGAUGAACUACAGGGUAUCCUCAACUAUCUCCUCACAAUUCAUGAGGACGACAAUUUAAUGGAUGUCCUGCAGCUGCUUGUUGCUCUCAUGUCAGAACAUCCCAGUUCUAUGAUCCCUGCCUUUGAUCAGAGGAAUGGAUUACGUGUUGUCUACAAACUUCUUGCAUCAAAAAGUGAAGGGAUCCGAGUUCAAGCUCUGAAGGUGCUGGGAUACUUCUUAAAACAUUUGGCACCCAAGAGGAAAGCUGAAGUCAUGCUUGGACAUGGUUUGUUCUCAUUGUUGGCUGAGAGGCUUAUGCUUCAAACAAACUUAAUUACUAUGACCACAUACAAUGUGUUGUUUGAGAUACUUAUUGAACAGAUUUGUACUCAAGUGAUACAUAAGCAGCAUCCUGACCCAGAUUCAACAGUGAAAAUUCAAAAUCCUCAGGUUCUGAAAGUUAUUGCUACAUUGCUGCGUAACUCUCCUCAGUGCCCAGAAACUAUGGAAGUCCAUCGAGUUUUCCUUUCGGAUAUGAUUAAGCUUUUUAACAACAGCAGAGAUAAUAGAAGGAGUUUACUACAGUGUUCUGUAUGGCAGGAGUGGAUGCUUUCCCUGUGUUACUUUCAUCCAAAAAAUUCUGAGGAACAGAAGAUAACAGAAAUGGUGUACACCAUUUUUCGAAUAUUACUUUACCAUGCAGUAAAAUAUGAGUGGGGUGGCUGGCGUGUUUGGGUCGAUACCCUAGCAAUCACACAUUCAAAGGUAACUUAUGAAAUGCACAAAGAGAGCCUCUCUCAGAUGUUCAGGGAAUAUCAAGAGAAAGGAGAUGAAGAUACAGGUGCAGGUCCAUCAACCCAGGUUAGAACAGUCUCAGGUAGUAGUAAGGAAACUGAAGUUGCAGGAACAGUGCAACACCUGGAAAUAAAAGAAGCUGGUACUGCUGCAUAUUCUGAUGGAAGUGGUAAUGUGCAAAGCAGUACUCAGAAGACUGAAAGUAGAUCAUCAGAUUGUGAAAAACAAACUGAUUCAUCAGAUGCAAUUAGAGAAGUCAGAAUAGAAAGAGAAAAUGGUCAGAAAACCUCUGAUUUAAAUGAAGCACCUUGCUUAGAGCUUCCUAUACAGGCAGAAGCGAUAAAACAAACUUCAGAAGCCUCUUCUGACAUAAUUGAAGGAAUCCAUGAGGAAGAAAAGGUAGUUGCCACUGAGGUAGAAUCACCUGCACAAAACAUUGAUGGGGAAGCACUUGAAAGCCCUGAGAUAUUAGAAAAAUUGAUACCGGAAGUGGAGGAUGAGGAAGAUGAUGAUUUUGUUGAUUUAAAAGAGGAGAGCAAUUUGCCAUUUACCCCAGAAGAAUGUCCCCCUAAUCCCAGUGAAGACCAUACGUCUGGAAGCCAGGAAACAUCUGCAGUGCAGGAACAGCAAACAGUGAUGUUGAAGGAACCAGCUCCAGUAACAUUAGAAACCAAAAAUACUGACGCAUCGGUGGAAAGAGAACAAGAUCCAGAUACCUUGCCAGAAACCAGUUCUUCUUUAAUAAAGAAUGCAACACCCCAGUCAAAUUCACACGUUGAGAAGGUAGAGGAAGAAAAUACUGACCAAUCCCUUACCAAAACAACUUCAGAUGAUUCGCAGCCACACACUUCAGAAAAGAAGAUUGCUAAACUUGAUGUUUCCAGUGUUGCAUCAGAUACUGAAAAAUUGGAACUGAAGUCCAGUGCAAUUCUGGAAAUAAAUCAAGCACUGAGGCCCAUUCCUGAGACAUCAAGGCAACAAGAUUCGUCAGGUCAACUUGGAGGGGCUGUUUCAGAUGGACAGAGAAGAGAUUCCAGGUCUACUAUGUUCCGUAUUCCAGAAUUCAGAUGGUCACAAAUGCACCAGCGCUUACUCACAGACUUGCUGUUUUCCAUAGAAACAGACGUACAGAUGUGGAGGAGCCAUUCUACCAAGACUGUGAUGGAUUUUGUGAAUAGCAGUGACAACGUCAUCUUUGUGCACAACACAAUUCAUCUGAUCUCUCAAGUGAUGGAUAAUAUGAUAAUGGCUUGUGGUGGCAUAUUACCUUUGCUUUCUGCGGCUACAUCUGCUACACAUGAACUGGAAAAUAUUGAGCCUACUCAAGGAUUGUCCAUAGAAGCUUCUGUAGCAUUCCUUCAAAGAGUAAUCAGCCUUGUGGAUGUGUUAAUAUUCGCAAGCUCUCUUGGAUUCACUGAAAUAGAGGCUGAGAAAAAUAUGUCGUCUGGUGGAAUUUUACGACAGUGUCUUCGACUUGUGUGUGCAGUGGCAGUAAGAAACUGUUUGGAGUGUCAGCAGCAUGCUCAGAUGAAGCCUAGUGGAGAAAAUGUUAAAUGUCAGAAAGCAGUACAAAGCCUGAUAGUAGAAGGAAGGCCUGGAGCAAAGAGUCCAGUUGAUGUUGUGACUGGGGGAAUUUCUCCAAUAAGAGAUAUUGACAGACUUCUGCAGGAUAUGGAUAUUAACCGGCUUCGUGCGGUGGUGUUCAGAGAUAUAGAGGACAGCAAACAGGCUCAAUUCUUGGCUUUGGCAGUGGUAUAUUUUAUCUCAGUCCUCAUGGUUUCAAAAUAUAGAGAUAUUCUGGAACCUCAAAAUGAACGGAGGAAGCCUCAGACAGUUCAGUCAGUUAAGGCAACAGUAACAACAGAAAGCACUCCUGCGGUUAUUAGCGCUCCCAUACCUGCAGAGGAACCAGAAGGUGCAGCAUCUGUACAAAGACAAGACUCAGGUAUCGAAGAGGAAGUACACCCUGUACCAGGGCACAAUUCAGAAGCUGUGAGGGAAAUAGAAGCCCAGGGUCUCAGUGCAGGCCCAGAUGCCGUCAGCGAAGUACUGUGCACGCUUUCUUCAGAAGUCAAUAAAUCUCAGGAAAACAGAAGCGAGCCGCAAAGUGAGGUGGAUGGGAAGGCUACAUCCUCCAUGCCAGCUGCAAAAAAUGUCAACGUAAAAGAUAUCCUAAGAAGUUUGGUCAGUGCCCCUGCAGAGGGGACCACAGUGGAUCCUACAGUUCUACCACCAACCUUCCUUGGUGCCCUUGGGGAUGCUACUGAACAGCCUGUACAGUUUCGGUCCUUUGACAGGAGUGUUGUUGUGGCACCAAAGAAAUCAGUGACUUCUUCUGCAGCUACUAUUAAUGUUCCCACAAAUGCUGUCAGUGUGGUUUCAUCUUUGGAUUCAGGCCAAGCCCCAGAUUUAACGGGAGGAUCUCCUGGCAGCGGAUCAUCCAAUUCAAGGUUGCCUUCUGUUCCAACAGUUUCUUCUGUGCCUGGGGAUUCUGCUUCAAAUAUGAGUAUUACAGAGAGACUUGAGCAUGCUUUGGAGAAGGCUGCCCCUCUUCUGAGGGAGAUAUUUGUGGAUUUUGCUCCUUUUCUUUCUCGUACUCUUUUGGGUAGCCAUGGGCAAGAGCUACUGAUAGAAGGUACAAGUCUUGUAUGCAUGAAAUCUAGUAGUUCAGUUGUGGAAUUGGUCAUGCUUCUUUGCUCUCAGGAAUGGCAGAACUCAAUACAGAAGAAUGCAGGUCUAGCUUUCAUUGAGCUUGUCAAUGAAGGAAGAUUGCUGAGCCAAACAAUGAAGGAUCAUCUAGUCAGAGUAGCAAAUGAAGCAGAAUUUAUCUUGAGUAGACAGAGAGCUGAAGAUAUUCACAGGCAUGCUGAAUUUGAGUCAUUGAGCGCCCAGUAUUCUGCAGAUAAACGAGAGGACGAGAAGAUGUGUGAUCAUUUGAUAAGGGCAGCUAAAUAUCGAGAUCAUGUGACAGCAACACAAUUGAUACAGAAAAUCAUCAACAUUCUGACAGACAAGCAUGGAGCCUGGGGCAGUUCUGCAGGAAGUCGUCCUCGUGAGUUCUGGCGCCUUGACUACUGGGAAGAUGACUUGCGGCGCCGGCGACGAUUUGUCCAUAACCUCCUUGGAUCGACACAUCCUGAAGCAACGUUAAAAGCAGCCAUAGAACAUGCUCCAGAUGAAGAUGUACUUGUUAAAGGAAAACAGUCCAUCAAGAGUCAGGCUUUAGGAAAUCAGAAUUCGGAGAGCGAGAUUCUCCUGGAAGGCGACGAUGAUACCUUGUCAUCCAUCGAGGAGAAGGAGCUGGAGAAUGUAGCCGGUCCUGUUAGUCUUUCUACAUCCGCUCAGCUUGUGGCCCCCUGUAUAGCUCUGAAGGGCACGCUGUCCAUCACCUCCUCUGAACUGUAUUUUGAGGUAGAUGAAGAAGACCCCGGUUUUAAGAAAAUCGACCCCAAGAUACUUGCUUAUACCGAAGGACUGCACGGAAAAUGGUUGUUCUCAGAGAUUCGAUCAAUCUUUUCUCGCCGAUAUCUCUUACAAAACACAGCAUUGGAAAUCUUUAUGGCAAACAGAGUUGCUGUCAUGUUCAACUUCCCAGAUGCUGCAACGGUAAAAAAAGUAGUCAAUUGCCUACCUCGUGUGGGAAUUGGCACCAGUUUUGGGCUGCCACAGACGAGGCGCAUUUCUCUGGCCAGUCCACGUCAAAUUUUUAAAGCUUCAAAUAUGACCCAGCGAUGGCAGCACAGAGAAAUUUCAAACUUUGAAUAUCUCAUGUUUCUAAAUACUAUAGCAGGACGUACUUAUAACGACUUAAACCAAUACCCAGUAUUUCCUUGGGUUAUCACAAACUAUGACUCAGAAGAAUUGGACCUUACACUUCCCAGCAACUUCAGAGAUUUAUCAAAGCCUAUCGGUGCUCUUAAUCCCAAAAGAGGUGCGUUCUUUGCAGAACGCUAUGAAACAUGGGAGGAUGAUCAGGUUCCAAAGUUUCAUUAUGGUACUCAUUACUCAACAGCCGGUUUUACACUCACUUGGUUGUUAAGAAUUGAGCCUUUUACAACAUUUUUCUUAAACUUGCAAGGCGGAAAAUUUGAUCAUGCAGAUAGAACUUUUUCUUCCAUUUCAAGAGCAUGGCGUAAUUCUCAGCGUGACACCUCUGAUAUCAAGGAACUCAUUCCUGAUUUUUAUUAUCUUCCUGAGAUGUUUGUCAACGAGAAUAAUUACAAUCUUGGAGUGAUGGAUGAUGGAACAGUGGUAUCCGAUGUUGAACUUCCGCCAUGGGCCAAAACCCCAGAAGAAUUUGUUCGCAUAAACAGAUUGGCCUUGGAGAGUGAGUUUGUUUCCUGCCAGCUCCACCAGUGGAUUGAUCUGAUAUUUGGCUACAAACAGCAAGGUCCUGAGGCAGUUAGAGCCCUGAACGUAUUCUACUAUUUGACUUAUGAAGGAGCUGUCAAUCUCAACUCGAUAACAGAUCCAGUAUUGAGAGAGGCUGCUGAAGCUCAAAUCCGAAGUUUUGGACAGACUCCUUCCCAGCUACUCAUAGAGCCGCAUCCUCCAAGAAGCUCUGCUAUGCAGGUGUAUCUCCUCCUGCAGAGUCCGUUGAUGUUCACAGACCAAGCUCAACAGGAUGUCAUCAUGGUCCUGAAAUUUCCGUCCAACUCUCCUGUAACGCAUGUAGCAGCCAACACCCAGCCCGGUUUGGCAAAUCCUGCAGUGAUCACAGUUACUGCUAACCGGCUGUUCGCUGUAAACAAGUGGCACAGUCUUCCUGCUCAUCAAGGUGCUGUGCAGGACCAGCCAUACCAGCUGCCAGUGGAAAUCGAUCCUCUCGUAGCCAGCAAUACAGGUGUGCACAGGAGGCAAAUCACAGAUCUUCUAGAUCAAAGUAUUCAGGUCCAUUCUCAGUGUUUUGUCAUUACUUCGGACAAUCGCUAUAUACUGGUUUGUGGAUUUUGGGACAAAAGUUUCCGGGUAUACUCUACUGAUACAGGGAAACUGAUACAAGUAGUGUUUGGACACUGGGAUGUUGUCACCUGCCUUGCCCGUUCUGAGUCCUACAUUGGAGGAAAUUGUUAUAUUCUCUCAGGGUCUCGUGAUGCAACGCUCCUGCUGUGGUACUGGAAUGGCAAAACUAAUUGCAUUGGUGAUAACCCAAGUGGAGAAUUUGCAUCGCCUCGAGCUAUCUUGACAGGACAUGAUUAUGAAAUUGUCUGUGCUGCAAUUUGUGCUGAACUUGGCCUGGUAAUAAGUGGUUCUAAAGAUGGACCGUGUCUCAUACAUUCUAUGAAUGGAGAUCUACUGAGGACAUUAGAAGCACCUGAAAACUGUCUGAAAGCAAAACUUAUCCAGGCAUCAAGAGAGGGUCACUGUGUUAUAUACUAUGACAAUGGUCAUUUCUGUGUGUUCAGUGUGAAUGGGAAAUUGCAGGCCACUAUGGAAACUGAUGAUAAUAUAAGGGCAAUUCAGCUGAGCCGUGAUGGUCAGUACCUCCUUACAGGAGGAGACAAUGGAGUUGUUAUGGUAUGGCAAGUGUGUGACCUCAAACAGCUUUUUGCCUAUCCUGGUUGUGAUGCUGGAAUCCGAUCUAUGGCUCUUUCAUAUGACCAAAGGUGUAUAAUGACAGGCAUGGCUUCUGGCAGCAUAGUGCUUUUCUACAAUGAUUUCAACAGGUGGCACCAUGAAUACCAAACCAGAUACUGAAGCUGGAACUGCAGCUGGCAGAUGGAAACUUGAAGCGUAGCAAGUCUCUCUUCAGAGUCUGGCCAGAUCCUCAGUGCUUACAAAUAGUAAAUAUAACAUCUGAAUGUAACUUAAAAUUGCUGGAAGAAGCUAUUUUUUAAAGUUAAUUGCUAUUUUUGUAGAACUUGCUUGACUUUUUGGGGGGAAGGGAAAAGAAGCAGAAAAUGGCUGCCGGGGUCUGUAGUUUAAAAAGAAAAUCUAUAUUUUUUAGUCAUAGUAAGUCUAUUUUGAUUCAUGUAUGGGGAAAGACCUAAAGAUGGCUAAAAAUCUUGUACUAUCUAUAUUAUGACACAUGUUUCUCAUGUAAAUCUUUAUAAUCUUGAGGAUUAUUUGAUUUUAACAAUGGAAGUUGGUUAUAAUACUGGGGUUUUAAACUGGGCUUACCCCAUACCACAUUUUUGUCUUGUAUCUUUACAAUGAUUGUACUGCUUCAGCACUGACUUUUCUGGGAAUCAAUAAGAAUAUUUAAAUUAUGAGAUAAACAUAUGUUUCUUUUCAUCAAUGUAGUGAUCAAGCAUGCUUCUAAGUCUAGAUGAUUAGUUUUUUUGUUUGUUUUCUGUUUUGUUGUGCAAUUAAUGAAGAGGAAAUUAGCAACACAGUUGAUACACCAAGUGUGAGUCCUUAUGGCUUUUUCCUGAUCUCUCUUUCUAGCAUACCUAAAUGUGCAUUGUUCCAUAAAAUCAACCUUCAUUUUGAGAAUUAUUUACUUCCAUG
Messenger RNA from Euleptes europaea (tarantolino), 9267 nucleotides. RefSeq names its product LPS responsive beige-like anchor protein (gene LRBA). Gene Ontology annotation, cellular component: membrane; cytosol. NCBI's taxonomy places the organism in Eukaryota, Metazoa, Chordata, Lepidosauria, Squamata, Sphaerodactylidae. The record is from RefSeq and is a predicted model, not a curated record. Bases 1 to 8514 code for a protein of 2837 amino acids. Gene Ontology annotation, biological process: intracellular protein localization. Gene Ontology annotation, molecular function: protein kinase binding. The transcript has 56 exons.